AUGGCGUCCCCCGACUUCUCCGCCGAGCUCGAAAAGGUCCGCCGCCUCGCCCACUCCCAGCUGAAACACCAGGCAAAGCCCGCCACCCUCCUCCAGGCCAUCGAGCACGCCCUCACCGCCACCCUCGGCACCCCCCAACCCCACACCCCCACCGCCUACUUUGCUUCCCUCCUCCAAUGUCUCCAGAAGGCGUCCAACGAUGAAGUCGGAGAAGACGAGGACAUGGCAGAGAGCGAGAAUAUGGGCCAGGGCGCCCUCAUCCCCGCCACGCUCUACCUCCUCGCCAUCGUCGUCCCCGAGACCCCCAACCAGGUCGUACUCUCCAGCCUCUCCCCCGUCCUCGAGUGUAUCCUCCCUCUCUACGACGGUGCCCUCGAGCACCCUCCCGCCUUGAGGUCUUUGCUCCAGAUCACCACCUCGCUCAUCCUCAUCUCGCCCGUCCAGCUCUUGAUGUCUUUGCCGCUCUUGAAGAAGGCUUGGAACUAUCUGCUCGAGCUCAACCUCGACCCCCGGCCCAAGGUCCGCCACCAAGCGCAGGAAGGUGUGCGUAAGGUGCUUGUCACGCCUAUCCCUCCUCGACAAACGCCCGGGAACCACCCUUACCUCCCUCGAGCGAGGGAAUGGGUGAUGGGUGUACUCGAAGAAGAAGUCAAGAGCGGUGGAGGCAAGGGCAAGAAGGCCAGGUUUGCCGAUGCGCAGGAAGGCGAUGGCAAGCGGGGUAUCCAGCUCGUACAGGGUUUGAGAAAUUGGGUCGCCGUCUGGGGCGAAGACCACCUCUCUUCCCUCUGCGCCGCCCUCCUCGCCCUCCCUCCCCUCCCCCACCUCACCUCCCAAGUUUACUCCCUCCUCGCCUUCCUCCUCACCCCUCCCCCUUCCUCCUCCUCCGCCUCCGCCCCCGCCCCCGCCCCCGCCGUCCUCUCCAACCUCCCCACUAUCCUCGACUCUCUGCUCGCCUCUCCCCCCGCCUCAAGCGAGCUCCCAACUUACCUCUCCGCCAUAACCUCCGCCCUUAUCAAAACCUCCCUCCAAGAGCCCGCCCUCCUCCCCACCUACCUCCCCAAAGCGCACCAGCUCUUCUUCAAAGACAUCCUCCUCGCCCCCAACGCCCCCCCAGCCGUCCUCGCCGCCGCUGCGGCUUCCCUGGGCGCGGAGGGGAUGUUGAGGUAUUGUAUAACGGACGAGAUGAUUUUGGCGACUUUGACUUAUAUGAGGCAGGGGUCGCAUGUGCCCGGGGCGAGGAAGAAGAGCAAGACGCCGUUCUUGUUUAAAUUCUACGAGUCUCUCGUGGAAGCUAUGAACACCAACGCUCUUCGUCUGCCCUAUUUCCUCACUAUCCUUACCGCCCUCAUCUCCCGCCUCCGACUGCGUGUCGUGCCGGGCUCGAUCCCGGCUAUCGCCGACCCCUCUGGUACCGGCCCCGCUGCGGCGCAAGAGCUGGUGAUGGACUUGUUGAAGGAAGUCGGAGAUCUGCGAACCGAGCGAGGGUUUGAGAACAAGGACAAGGUGGAUGAGGUUGUUGGUGUUGCGAUGGACGUUAUCGGCGUCGAAGCCGUCUUGAAAGUCUUACCUCUCAACAUCGAGCCCGACGCAUCCGGCGUCCCCCCGCAACCCGGCCGCGCCCACCUCCUCCCCCUCAUCCGCCACCACACCACAAACGACUCCCUCUCCUUCUUCUCCACCUUCUUCCGCCCCCUCUCCGAACGCCUCUUCAACCGCAAAGUCGCCGCCUCCGACGCCCGCCGCGAGGGCGAGGCCAAAGUGUGGGAAGUGGUGGUCUCGCAGAUCUGGGACUGUUUCCCGGGGUUCUGCGAGAUGCCGAGGGAUAUGGGGGAGGGGCUGGAUACGCAGUUUUUGGGGCUUGUCACGGGGUUGCUGUACACCCAGCCCACGCUCCUCCCAGCGCUUUUGAAGGGGUUGACCAACCUCGUCACUUCCACCGAGCGUCUUAUUGGGUCUACCACCGCCCCUGAGGAGUUGAGGAAGGAAUUCGGCCUCGACCAAACCAUCGCCCAAUCCAACCUCACCCUCCUCAAAUCCCUCGCGAAAGACAUGAUCUCCGUCCUCCUCAACGUCUUUUCCAAAAUGCCCCGCGAAUCGCGGGGUCAAGUCGGAGACGUCAUCUCCACCUGGGUCGGCAUCAUGACCCCCGAGGACGUGGUGGAGACGUACCAAACGGUCACUACCCACUUGUCCAACAAUCUGGACGAUUCGAGUGUGCCGGCGGAGGGGGCGAGCCCGGUGGCGCAUACGAUGCUGGAUCUGCUCAUCAUCUUCACCCCGAUCCUGCCUCUGGCGCAGUCGCUCGCGCUCUUCACAGCGGUGUCCCAGCCGACGAUGCUCCAGCACCGCGACGCCACCGUCCAAAAGAAAUCUUAUCGUCUCCUCAAACGCCUUUUGGAAGGCGGCAAGCUCUCCCUCUCCUUGACGCGCGAAAAGUUGGAAGCCUUUGUCGGCAAACUCGGCGAAAGCGGCUCUUCCGUCGGCCCUGGCGCGCAGAGAGACAGACUCCAGCUCCUCUCUGCGCUCGUCACCGCCCUCCCCAAAGACGCCCUCCACAUCAUCCCCGAGAUCCUCUCCGAAGCCGUCCUCGGCACCAAAGAAGUCAAUGAAAAAGCCAGGGACGCCGGGUUCGAGCUGUUGGUGCUUAUGGGGCACAAGAUGGCGGAGGGGGGUGUUCUGGAACGUGGACAGCAGCAGGUGGGGGAUGAUGAAGAUAUGGGUGUCGCGGGCACAGUCGACGCCAAUGCCGAAGAAUACCUCACGAUGGUAGCCGCCGGCCUCACCGGUACCACCCCGCACACCAUCUCUGCAUCCAUCAACGCCCUCUCCCGACUCUUAUUCGAAUUCCGUUCUUCCAUCUCUGCCGAGACUACCUCCGAACUCUUGUCCACCCUCUGCGUCUUCCUGGCGAGCAAGAAUCGCGAGAUCGUCAAGAGUGCGCUUGGGUUUGCGAAAGUGUCCAUCGUCUCCCUACCUGUUGACGCCCUAAGACCCCAUCUAGGGCAGAUGGUGCCCGCCCUCCUAGGCUGGGUGCACGACCACAAGAACCACUUCAAAUCCAAAACCAUCCACAUCUUUGAACGUCUCCUCCGUCGAUUCGGGUUUGAUGAAGUCUAUGCCGCCGCGGGGGCUACGAGGGUGGAGGAGAAGAAGGUGUUGAUGGGGAUCAAGAAGCGAAAGGACCGAGCCAAGAGGAAGAGGGCUGGGAAGGAUGAAGGGGAGGAAGAGGAGGGGGAGAAGCCGAAGGCGACGAGUGGGAAUGCGUUUGACGAUAUCCUUUACAACUCUGAUUCCGACAUUGACUCGGAGGAUGACGAGGAGAAGGAUGCUGGUAGACCCCAGAAAGGGAAGAAGGGGAAGAAGGCGGAUGGGGAUUUGUAUAUCCGGAACGACGAGGAUGAGCCUAUGGACUUGUUGUCGAGGAGUAUCGCUGGGGCUUCGAACCCCGCGAAAGAGUCUCGUCGCCGAAAGCCCGGAGAAGACGCUUCCAAAUUCCAAACCGACAAAUCCGGUAAACUCAUCAUCCCCGCCGACGGCCCCGACGACGACGAACGACCCUCCGCUUCCGCCUCCGCUUCCGCAGACGCUACAGCCUACCUCCCCAACAACACCGCCGACGGUACCCACCGCGACACCAGGGGCAACCUCAAGUUUAACCGAAACACCAAGCGCGCGAGGGAGGAGGAGAAGCAGAUGUUUGAAGUGUUUGAUGAGGAGGAUAGGAUCAAGGCGAAGGUGAAGGAGAGGAAGAAGAUGAGAAAGACGUUGGGUGAUGAGUUCAAGGCCAAGCGCGCUGGAGGUGAUAUCAAGCGAAACGACGGACCAGACCCGUACUCGUACGUUUCUUUGGGCCAGGCGUCGGGAAAGAAGGGAGGCAAGGCGUCGGUCAACUUGACCAACAAGAAGAAGGGUUCGAGGCGUUAA
Cryptococcus wingfieldii CBS 7118 is the source of this 3924-nucleotide messenger RNA. Its product is annotated as ribosomal RNA-processing protein 12. Lineage: Eukaryota; Fungi; Basidiomycota; Tremellomycetes; Tremellales; Cryptococcaceae. The coding region runs from base 1 to 3924 and encodes 1307 amino acids. The transcript is spliced from 7 exons. The record is from RefSeq and is a predicted model, not a curated record.